AGGCAGAGUUUUAACGUUCAUGAAAGUUUGCCACGGAAAAAUUACUAACCAAAAAAAAAAAAGAAAAAAAAAUUCAAAAACCUCCCCUUACAUACAAAGGGAUCUUUCAGAUCCGUUUAGAAUCUCUCAUCAAUAUUUUCUCUGGAUGAAGAUAUAUUUUGUAUGUAUUACUUGAUCAGCUUUAAAAAAAAAAAACUUGUUUCCUCCUUUUCUGCUCUUGGCAUUUUCUUUGUAAACAUAUGCUUUUAAAUACUUAUUCCUUGAGAAAAUCUGUAAAGCUCUGUGAAAUAUAGACUUUUAAAGGUUUUGGUUUUAGGCUUUUGAUCAUAAUAUUUCAAAGAUCAUCGCCUGUUUUUCUUUGUAAAAUUUUUGCUAAAAAAAAUUUGUUCCUCGUUUUCCGCAUAGAUACCUUUAUUUUUUCAAGUUUCAGUGGAAACAAAGAGGUUUUAAAAGAGAAAAAGAAAACCCAAUAUUAUGGAAGCAAUUUUCAUAUCAUCUUCAGGUGAGAAAUCAUUUUCUCCUUACAAGCAACUCAAGAAUAUUCCAAAGAGAAAUGUCGGAGCUAACUUCGUUUCGAAUCCAAAUGAAAACUUAGCUCCAACAAACACCAUCAAUGGAGGAGGAGGAGGAGGAGGACGAGGCGUUUUGUUUGCUCCGCCACCGUCUCUCUCCUUUUCUUAUCCUCCUUCAGGUUCUCUUCUCAAUCCAAUAUUCUAUCAGCAGAUGCAGCAGCGGCAACCCCCUCUCCUUCCAUUUCCAUCCCCUAAUAAACCUCCCCAUAGCUCUCUUCCUUCUCGAACCCGAAGCCUCUCUUCCUCUCCUUCUAACAGGAAAAACCACAGACCCAGAGAUCAAUCCCUCACACCCAAGAGGUCGAAAUCAAAACAACUCAUCCCUGGGAAAAUAGAGGAUCAUCCAAAUAAAGAUCAUUUGAAGCCAACAGAAGCAACAAAAACACAGGCCAUAAGUAAUUCUCCCCUCACGGCAUCGGUUAACCCGUUAGGACCAGACCCGAGUGAUCUCCCUAAGGUUUUAAAGCCAUCGUACAUAGCAACAGGUAGCGUCGCCAAAGAUUUGGAGAAGUUUUCAGGUUCCGUCUUUACACUCUCUCCACCGCCUAGCAGCUUGCCUUUGCCCAAGUUCUCGCUUAGACCGAAGCUCGGAUGCAACGCUGAAGCCGCUGAGUUCGAUGUGGGAGCCACUGACAAUCUCCGACGGCUCCUACGUCUCCAUUGAGUAAACGAAAGCUUGUGUCGGUUUUAGUUCGUGGUGCAGUUUGAACUUUGAAGGGUCCUUCGCUUAAAGGGCCUUGUUAAAUUUAAGGGUGCACGAAAGGAAAAAAAGAAGAAGAAGAAGGGUCUUCGUCUUAGAUUGUUGAUGAUUUUUCUUCUUUUUAUAUCAAUGGUUGUGUGUAAUAUAUAUGUGUUUGUAAUUUAGAUCCGCAUAUUGUGAUCACCACCUUGUUUUUGGAAUGGGGUGAGCAUAAUUAUACUGGCGGAUGAUUGUAUGGUUGAUUUCUAGUAGAAAAUUGCCAAAAUUAUUGUUGUUGUUAUUAUUAUGAAAA
Molecule: messenger RNA, 1564 nt
Organism: Gossypium arboreum
Lineage: Eukaryota; Viridiplantae; Streptophyta; Magnoliopsida; Malvales; Malvaceae
Exons: 2
Coding region: 475-1236 (253 amino acids)
Source: RefSeq, a predicted model, not a curated record